Messenger RNA from Hibiscus syriacus, 4093 nucleotides. Its product is annotated as protein ENHANCED DOWNY MILDEW 2-like. The coding region runs from base 94 to 3924 and encodes 1276 amino acids. The record is from RefSeq and is a predicted model, not a curated record. The transcript is spliced from 18 exons. Lineage: Eukaryota; Viridiplantae; Streptophyta; Magnoliopsida; Malvales; Malvaceae.
CCUCUUCGUAAUUUUAUUAUCCCUUUCCUCUUAUCGAAGCCCUCCCCUGCCUUGCCAGUUUCUGAUAGACCAAUAAAUUAAAUCAGUGUGGUAAUGGCUUUUUCUGACGAUGAGGAAGAAGAGGCUCAACUCCGUUCUGUCUCAAACUACUAUUUCCAUGAUGAAAAAGAUGAGGCGGUUUGCUUUUCUCAGUUGCCACUACAAUUUGUGGGAAAAGAAUGCUCAAGUGAUGGAUCUAAAACGAAUAUAUUUUUGAGAGGAGUAGCUGAUGAUGGGCUCUUAAAAAUUUGCAAUCAUGUCACUGCCUGGAAAUUCGAUCUGUCUAAUGUUGGGAUGCCGGUGAUUUCUGUUUUAAGUAAAGAAAAUGGGUGGCUUAAGCUACAGAAGCCAAGGAAGAGCUUUGAGCCUGAGAUUAGAAGUAUUUUAAUAACGGUUCAUUUUUUGCAUCUUCUUAGUAGGAAACCCGAUUUGUCAGGGAAAUCAUUGUGGGAGCAGUUAGCUAAAAAUUUUAGCUUGUAUGAGGUAAAACCUUCACAGAAUGAUUUGGUGGAUCACAUGGAUUUGAUUGCCGAGGCUGUUAAAAGUGAUGAUUCAUUAGCAAAAUCCAAGUUUUUGCGCUCAUUUUUGGAGGAGAGGCCCAAAAAGCAGAAACUUGCUAAUGAGAAUGCUCGAGACACGUCAAUUUCUGGAUUUAUAGUUAAUGAUGCAGUUGAUGACACUGAGCUAGAUGAUUCCAACCAUGAUGAUGACCAUGAGGAUGAUUCCACUCAUGAUGAUGACGAAGAUGACUUGUAUGAUUCAGUUUGUGCUAUUUGUGACAAUGGGGGUAAUAUUAUAUGUUGUGAUGGAAGGUGUAUGAGAUCAUUUCAUCCUACUGCUGAUGAAGAGUCUGCGUGUGAAUCUUCUUGUGAAUCUCUUGGCCUUACUCCGAAGCAAGCUAACGCAUUGGAAACUUUCUUAUGCAAGAAUUGUGAACAUAAUCAACAUCAGUGUUUUGCUUGUGGGAAGUUAGACUCGUCUGAUAAGUCCUCUGGUGCUGAGGUCUUUUGCUGCAGUAAUGCAACCUGUGGUCGCUUUUAUCAUCCACAUUGUGUGGCAAAAUUGCUCCAUGAGGAUAAAGUUGCUGCUGAAGAGCAUGGGAAAAAAAUUUCAGCAGGGGAAUUUUUUACAUGCCCCACUCAUAAAUGUUGUGUUUGUAAACAAGGAGAAAACAAGAAAGUCAAGGAGCUGCAAUUUGCUUUGUGUAGACGUUGCCCCACAUCAUACCACAUGAAAUGCUUACCAAGAGAGAUUGCAUUUGAUGAUAUAGAAGAGGAAGGUGUUAUACAAAGGGCUUGGGAGGGUCUUCUUGAAAAUCGUGUACUUAUAUAUUGCUUAAAACAUGAGAUUGAUGAUGAACUAGGGACUCCAAAAAGGGACCAUAUAAAAUUCCCUUUUGAUGAAACAACAAAAAGAAAAGCAUCAGAUGUGCUCAAAAGUCAUGAAAAGGUUGGCUUCAAGAAGAGAAGUCUUGCGUCAGAAGACACUUCACUAGGAAGAACUGCCAUGAAGGCAGCAAAGCAAUCUUCUGUUGUUAAAGCUGGUGAAGCUAGAAAAAAGAGUGAAGAAGUUACUCCUGGGAAAAUAACCCUAAAGAAAGUCAAAUCCACUGGCCCAUCCAAAAAGCCUUCGAGGCAGAUCUCAAAGCCUGUGCCAAUGGAUAUGGGCAAAUCCUCUUCUUCUGGUGGACACAAGAGCUCGCUGGGGGACAGAUUAUUCGCUUUUAUGACUCGGGAGAGUGAGCAAGUUAAGCCUGGGAGACAAGAUACGCUCAAAGGUGGUCUUAAUAAGGCUGCAAUGGACAAUUCUACUGCAAAAAGUAAAAGCUCGGAAAUGCCUUCAUUAGAUGCUGAUUCUGAGAAAAGAUUACUCGAUUUAAUGAAAGAGGCUGAAUCAUCAAUAACUUUAAAAGAUAUAAUAGCGAAGCAAAAUCUCCCAUCUACACACAAACAUUCUUCAAAAAGUACCAUUGAAAGAAUUACACUUGGAAAGAUAGAGGGUUCGGUUGAGGCUGUUCGGAUGGCUUUAGCAAAACUAGAGGAUGGCUGUAGUAUUGACGAUGCUCAAGCUGUUUGUGAGCCAGGGGUUUUAAGCCAGAUUUUAAAUUGGCAGCACAAAUUCAAAGUAUAUCUUGCUCCUUUCCUAUAUGGCAUGCGCUACUCAUCUUUUGGUCGCCAUUUUACCAAAGUGGAUAGACUUAAGGAGAUUGUUGAUAGACUUCAUUGGUAUGUGCAAGAUGGUGAUACGAUUGUAGACUUUUGUUGCGGUACUAAUGAUUUUAGUUUAAUAAUGAAAAGAAAGCUUGAAGAAACAGGGAAGAAGUGCUCAUUCAAAAACUAUGAUAUUUUCCAAGCAAAGAAUGAUUUUAAUUUUGAAAAGAAAGAUUGGAUGAGCGUGAAACCAAAUGAAUUGCCGAAAGGUUCACAAUUGAUAAUGGGUCUAAAUCCUCCUUUUGGAGUUAAAGCUGCUUUGGCAAACAAGUUCAUUGACAAGGCCCUCGAAUUUAAACCGAAACUUUUGAUCCUUAUUGUUCCACCAGAAACAGAAAGGUUGGAUGAAAAGAAAUUUUUGGAACCUCCUUAUGAACUCAUUUGGAAGGAUAAUAAGUUUUUAUCUGGAAAGUCAUUUUAUCUGCCUGGUUCUGUUGAUGCAAAUGACAAACAAAUGGAUCAGUGGAAUGUGAUGGCUCCACCUCUCUAUCUUUGGAGUCGUUCUGAUUUUUCAGCUAACCACAAGGGCAUAGCUGAAAAACAUGGUCAUCUACCCAAGGAACCAGAGAGUUUAGAUCAGGAAAUGAUUAUUGAUGAGACACCCAUGUCUCAAAUGCCAUUGGAGGAUGCUGCUCUUCUUAAUGAUGCUUCUGAGUUGAAAGAUCAUUUGCAAAAUCAUGAAGUUGAGGAAUAUAAACAAGAGAAAUCUGUGUCGGUGACUCCAAAAGUGUGCUCCCCUCAUCAGCAAAGUGAUGAGAAGAACCAAUCCAGGGAAACCUCCAGUAAGUCUCAUCAGCGAAGUGAUGAGAAAAACCAAUCCGGGGCAACCUCGAGUAAGACUCAUCAGCCAAGUGAUAAGAAGAACCAAUCCAGGGCAACCUUGAGUAAGACUCAGCAAAAUGAUGAGGACAACCAAUCCAGAGAGACCUUGAAUAAGAGUCAUCAGCAAAGGGAUGAGAAGAACCAAUCCGGGGAAACCUCGAGUAAGCUUAAAAGAAAGAAUAGUGAAGAGAAUCCUGGAAGGGGAACUGAUAAAAAGAGUGGAGGAAGGACUCCUAGAAGCAAGACGCAUGGUGGAAUUCCUAACUCUUCUCCAUCCAAUGUGAUGGGUAGCAGAUCCUCAGUGGAAGGUGCCUCCUUCAAAUCGCCUAACCAGCAUCAGAACGCCAACAUGAAUAGUUCGCAUAUUCCACAUAGAACUUCAUAUGGCGACACUAGGACCAGUUUUAGUGAUGACAUGGAAAGGUACAACAUGACAAAUGACCCCUAUUCGGUUGGUGGCCUCAGUCAUGGCUAUGGACAUUACGCCAAUGAAAUGGCUAGAGAAUUUGAAAUGCGCUCGCAAGCUUUCUAUGGUCAAGCUCCUGAUAUAUCUUCUCAGAGAAACAAUAUGGCUGGACUUAACUCUGGUUUUGGUCCAACACCACCCUCCUAUGGACAACAACCCGGUGCUACAAUGAAUCUGUCCUACAGGACGCAUAUGUCUGCAACGCAGCGAUAUGCUCCUCGUCUAGAUGAAUUGAACUACGCUAGGAUGCGUCCAGCAGGGCCUGAGCCACCAAUGAGGAAUAGAAAUGCCUUUUAUGAUCCUAGACCACCUUUCAUGACUGAUCCUCGUGCACCCCGACCUCCACAUCCUAUGGGUUUCGCUCCUGGUUCAUACCACCCGUACUAACAUCAGAAUUCAGCUGGUUGGCUCAAUGAAUAGAUAAUUCAUCAUCCAUCAUCUCUAGGGGAUGAUAUUCAGAAUUUUGGUUGUUGAACCCUUACCUGAUCCUCUAAUGCUGACAUUAAUGAUCUUGCUGUUCAGUGCAGGAUUCAGCCAAUUUUGUUUCAUGCCAUGC